UACAGUGCGCGGGAGCGAGGGUAUACCGAAAAGCUCCGACGUCUGGCCAUCACAGGCCGGCUUUCCAAGUUCCACGGACGACCGCUAAGAUUCCUCAUGACUGUGCCUGCCAUCAACCUGCGGGGACCUCGACAGCGAACGCUGCCCGGCCGCAAGGGGCAGCGGGGACGGAGGGCACCGGCCUCCUCGAGCGCCGGCGCAGGGCGCUCCGGUGGCCUCAAACUUCGGUUCGGGUACCUCGUCUUCGUCAUGGGUGUCGUGUCGUGGGUCAAACCUGCUUCAGCCAUUUCUAUAAGGAAGGAUGAAGUUCCCCAGCAGUUAUCAGCCCCACUGGAAUGGAUCCGCCAACAGAACUUAUGUCCACCAGGAUUCUAUAUGGAAGAAGUCAGUGGAGGUUGUGCCCCUUGCACCGAUGGGACAGACUACACCAAUCAUUCAAACACCCUCCCUUCUUGCUUACCUUGCACGACUUGCAAAUCAGAAGAAGAAGAAAAAAACCGCUGCACCUCCAGCAAGGACACUGAGUGUCAGUGCAAACCCGGCACUUUCCGUGGAGAAGAUGCACCUGAAUUCUGUCAAAAAUGCAGCGCCGGGUGCCCUGAUGGGAAGGUCAUGGUCAUGAACUGUACACCCUGGAGCAACGUCAAGUGUGUGGACCAAGAAUCAGGCACUUCACCGCUGGUGACUAACAUUUUCACUGGACUUGGAAUCACAGUUGUAAUCACCUUUGUCCUAAUCAGAUGUGUUGUAUGUUGCUUCUCUAAAGUUCUCCAGACUCGGGGUGUCCCGCUUGCAGUCACAGGCCCGGGGCUCUUUGUUCAGUGUCUGUCCCUGGGGAGGGAGGUGCGGCCAGAGGGCCCUCCCCACCACUCAGUGGCGUCUCUUCUCUUCGAGGUUGCUUUGGUGAGUGCUGCCACAAGGAAAAGAAGCUGACAGAAGACAAUGCCCAGUCCCAAGAUGAAGCAAGCAGAGAGUCUGGUGAAACCAGCAGCAUCUGAAGGAUCUCAGGGGAGAAGAUGGCUGCUGGUUCCAACAGACGCCACAGAAAGCCUGAAGCUGUUCUUCAGUGACUCUGCAGCUAUCUCUUCCUUGUGACUUCUGUGAUUUGCUGCUGAGGCAGAUGGGCCUCACAUGAAAUGAGAUCCUUGUGGCCAGAGAAUAGGCCUGGGUUUCUCCGGAUGCCGCGUGUGAAAUGCUGCCAGUCACCAAGAAGGGACAGGAGACCUCAGUCAACACCUUGCUGGAUGCUUGGAAAUGCUGGGGCAAAGACUGACAAAAGAGACAAUUCAAGAGCGCCUGCUGAACUCAGGAAAGUAUUAACAUGUUUAUGAAGAAAGUGAGACAGGCUGUGCUGUGCCCUAAGCGUUUGAGGACCUCAAUCUUUCCCUUCAGGACACACUCCUAAUAAGACUUCUACGUUUUAUUUGUAUUUGUUUGAAAUUUGCCAUUCAUGUUAGUAUGUAUGCAUUCAAUGACGUUAACUUAUAAUGAAAGCGUUAGUCACUGAGUCAUGUCCAGCUCUUUGCGACCCCAUGGACUGUAGCCCACCAGGCUCCUCUGUCCAUGGGGUUUCUCCAGGCAAGAAUACUGGAGUGGGUUCCCAUUUCCUUCUCCAGGGGAUCUUCCCUACCCAGGGAUGGAACCUGGGUCUCCUGCACUACAGGCAGACUCUUUACCAUCUGAGCCACCAGGGAAGCCCCGUAACUUGUAAUAUACAUCAUUAAAGUGCAAACAUCUUGUAUGUCUUUGUACUUUUAUGUUUGUGCACAUAUUUAUAUGUGUUGAAGAACGUUUUGGAAAUAUAAUUUCUAGGCUGUUUAUGUGGGCUACCUGGUUGAGCACUGGCAAUCCAAAGCAAUUAGAAAUACAAAAGGAGGGCAUUCCCUGGCUGUUCAGUGGGUAGGACUCUGCGCUGAGAGCCCUGAGUUCAAUCCCUGGUCAGGAAGUAAGAUCCCAUAAGCCAUGAGGCAAAAACAAACAAGCAAACAAGAACCUACAAAACAGCAACAACAAAGGAGAGCAAGCCCACUGCUGGGGGAAUUUGACCAGUUGGGGAUUGCCUGGCGACUUCUACAGGGUCCAGGCUUUAAACAUGGCAACCUUAUAGUUGUGUGAAUAUUCGAACUUUUUACAGGGAGAUGUUGACAGGUGAGCAGAGCGGGAGAAGUGGCACGCCCGCGCAGCGCCGUCUGGUGUCUGUGAGCGGGGCUGUGAUCCCCUGGGCUUCCUGUUGCUCACCUGGGAAGUCAGGGUGGGGCGUGGGUUAGAUAUGAGUGUCUGAUAGUUUCUGUGUCACGUCUGGUCUUAUCACAGACCUUCAUUCCAUCUGGGCUCAAGGAAGAGAGGACAGGGAUCUGCCAUGGUUUCUGGGAGGAAGAAUGGACGGGCUCCUGGGUUAUGUUCAGUGUUGGCUUGCUCAGCACUAGAUGGGUCCCCCUUGAUACUGGUGCUCUGAGCCCAGAAUUGCCUUUCUGUGUUUGAAUUGGCUAAUUAAGGAUCUCAGCCCCUCUGUAAGCUUUGACCUUCUGCAGGAAAGACACAGAAAUGCUGAUUCUUAAAUACUGUGAAAACUGACCUAAAAUGCCUACUAUAUUAGGGUUUUGUCUUUUUUUUUAAUUAAAAAAGUUGUGUAUUUUUUUUACUUCUGCUAAACCUUCUCCAUAGUAUUCCAAUCACUGCAGGAUAAUUUAAUCGCAGAAGCAAUUCUCAGGGGGUUUUUGGUCUAAUCCAUCUCAAGGCUUGUAUGUUGUCUUCCCUAAGGUUGAUGUGACUGGUGUGGUCAAAAUUGUAAUUGCCUAAAAUUUAGGCACAAAUGGAUCCAGUGUGUGGAGUUCCCCUGUGUUUUUAGAAGGGCUGAUCCCCAUGGUCUUUGUGCUACAUCCCUCUGGCCCUGAUGUCCCUCCCUUUCCUGGAAGUCAGGUGUUUCCUGUCUUUGCUGUUUCUUCUGUGAGGACACUCUGCCUUCAUCCCCAGAAGGAGAUAGAAACGAAUUCUUGGGACUUCCCUGGUGGUUCAGUGGUUAAGACUCUGCACUCCCAGUGCAAGGAGCCCGGGUUCAAUCUCUGGUUGGGGAGCUGAGAUCCCACGUACCACAGCUAAGCACGUGCUCUGCAACUACUGAGCCCACGU
Molecule: messenger RNA, 3129 nt
Organism: Cervus elaphus (red deer)
Lineage: Eukaryota; Metazoa; Chordata; Mammalia; Artiodactyla; Cervidae
Product: tumor necrosis factor receptor superfamily member 10A-like
Exons: 10
Coding region: 97-933 (278 amino acids)
Biological process (GO): TRAIL-activated apoptotic signaling pathway; positive regulation of apoptotic process
Cellular component (GO): plasma membrane; cell surface
Molecular function (GO): TRAIL binding
Source: RefSeq, a predicted model, not a curated record